Molecule: messenger RNA, 1625 nt
Organism: Oncorhynchus mykiss (rainbow trout)
Lineage: Eukaryota; Metazoa; Chordata; Actinopteri; Salmoniformes; Salmonidae
Source: RefSeq, a predicted model, not a curated record
UCUAGAUGUUGUGUUGGAGAUGGAUCCUACAUCUGUGUCAGAGAGGGAGAAUGUCACACUGAGAUGUAGAACCAAAUGUACACUGGACCCCAUCACAGAGUACAGUUGGUAUAAGAAUGGACAGCCUAUACCAAACAGCAACACCUCCUCUCCUGUCUACAUCCUAUUCUCAGUCAGCAGUGAGGAUACAGGCAGAUACUCCUGUUCUGUAGAAGGACAUGAGGAUCUCCCCUCUGCUGAAGAGACUCUCACUGUCACAUAUGGUCCAAGGAACACCUCAGUGUCAGUCAGUCCCUCUGGUGACAUAGUGGAGGGCAGUUCAGUGACUCUGACCUGCAGCAGUGAUGCAAACCCACCUGUGGACAAAUACACCUGGUACAAGAAGAACGUAACCUCACCAAAAGCAUCAGGACAGAGUUACAGCAUCACUAACAUCAUCUCUGAGGACAGAGGAGAAUAUUACUGUGAGGCCCAGAAUGGAAGAGGAUCUAUGAACUCUACAGCUCUGAUGAUCAUUGUAGCAGAGAAACAAACCUCAGUUCUAACUGCAGCUGUAGGAAUCAUAGUGGUUGUUCUGGGUGUCAUACUGGCUUCAUGUCUCUCUGGACUCAUGUGGUUCAGGAAGAAGGUCUCCAAAACCACCUCUGACACAAGACACACGGCAGGCAAUGGACAGGGAGACUCUAGUCCAGUGUAUGACAACAUCUCAGGCAUGGCCUUCACCCCUUCUGCAGCACAGACAGCGGCCACCGUCGACCAAGAUGACAUUCACUUCGCCAGCUUCCACGUCUCUCACUCCAAAAACCAGGAAGUGCCUCUGUACUCCACCGUCCAACUGCUUCAACCCCAGAAAGAGGAUGAGGAUGUCCAGUACGCUGCUGUGAAUUUCAACCUCCCCAGUGCUGCCACCUGGUCCACGGUGGAACAAGCAGCUGAGGAGGAUCCCUCUGUUCUCUACAGUACAGUCAACAAACCCAGAACCAAGAAGACCUGAACACAAUAAACCCAGAACCCAGAAGACCUGAACACAAUAAACCCAGAACCAAGAAGACCUGAUAAACCCAGAACCAAGAACUGAAAACAACAAACCCAAAACCAAGAACUGAAAACAACAAACCCAGAACCAAGAACUGAAAACAACAAACCCAAAACCAAGAAGACCUUGUAUAUCUGGGCCCGUAUAUUAUAACUAAGUGGUAUAAUUAAGCAAUAAGGUCAGAGGCGGUGUGGUAUAUUGGCCUAUAUACUGUACCACGGCUAAUGACUGUUGUUCUGCACAACGCAGAGUGCCUUGAUACAGCCCUUAGCCGUGGUAUAUUGACCAUAUACUACAAGCCCGAGGGCCGUAUUGCUAUUAUAAACUGGUUACCAACAUAAAUAGAAAGUAAACAAAUAUUUUGGUGUCAUACCAGUGUUCUAUUGUCUGAAAUACUGUAUGUGAAAUGAAAUGCUUAUUCAGCCAAUCAGCAUCCAGGACCUAAACUACCUGGUUUAUAAUAGUAUCUAGUAAUAUACAGUGCAUUCAGAAAGUAUUCAGACCCCUUGACUUUUUCCACAUUUUGUUAUGUUACAGCCUUAUUCUAAAAUUGAAUAAAUAUUUUUUUCCCCUCAUCAAUCUACACACA